AAAAUCAAGAACAAACAGGACGUUUUCUGCACCGCGACGCGAAGAUCGACCUCGACUUUAGUAGACAUGUGCACGCUACACGGCUGUCAAUUUCGGACCCUCAUCGCGGUUUUUGUGCUGGCUGGUGCCCUGAUGACCAAAACGCACGGACAAGGUCCAAAAGAAAACAAUGGUAUCAGUCACAAGACACUGAAUCCAGACAGAGAGGUCUUCAUACACUCAGCAACCCAGGACACAGAAAGCGAAGUCCACUCAGUCACCACAGUCUUGCCGAUGAACAUACCCAACCACCAGCAUAUCCUUGAUGGCCUGCGAGUUCAUAAGCACCUACUUACAAGGGACUUCCAAGGAGACCAGCACUUUUUUAGGAGUGAUGGCUCUGUGGCCGCAUUUCCAACAAAACCUGGUUCUGUGUCUUCGUCAGACGCAAGGGAACCUGUCACACAACUGGUGCCCCAUGAGGACGCUCCGGCCUUCUCGGACAUUGCUACAACUGCCACGGCACCUGCCACCUCCCCGCUGACCACAUUUGCUCCCACAACCCCAAAGCCACCCAUAGUUCUCUCUCAAAAGAAGUCAUCCAAAGACAAGAACAAAUGGGAAGAGAGAGUUCUGCCAACGACAGACGCUCUCACGACCAUGGUACCACAUAAUACUGGUUCUACCACUGACCGCGAUCCCUCCCUUGUAUCUGCCUCAUUUAAGAGUGAAACAAAAGAAACAACACGAAAAAACAAAAGCAGUCAUGGCUAUCCACUGUCAGACCUCACAUCAGCAACCAAACAAGAAUUCACUAAAGGCACAACUAUGACGUCGACGACCAUCCUCACUAUGACCACCAUGCAAACAUCAGAACCGUGCAAUCUGAAUUUCACUGACCCUGAGGGGGACAUCGAAAUCCCUCAGCACGAUGACUCUGAAAUGGAGUGUGUCUACUUGGUUACUGUUUACCUGGGCCAUGGCAUUGAAGUUCAGGUGUUAAAUAUGAGCAUGAUGGACGGGGUGCAAGUGGCUGUGGAGGAUACAGGCGGUCGAGAGCCCUCCAUCCUCGCCAAUGAGACACUUUUGAUGAAGGGCCUAGUGCUACGUAGCUGGAGCAACCAGAUCUCCAUCCGCAUUCACCACAACCAUCAGUCCAAGUCUGCACUCCUCCUGCUGCAUUACCAAGCUUUUGUGUUGAGCUGUUCGUUCCCCAAAGAACCUGCUGGCGGAGAGGUUUCUGUGACUCACCUUCAUCCUGGUGGAGAGGCGUAUUUCCGUUGUUUUACUGGAUACAAGUUACAAGGACCUAAAAUGCUCAGUUGUCGCAACGCCACUACAUCAUACUGGAGUGGAAAGGAGCCCCGAUGUGUUGCAUCGUGUGGAGGAAUGAUAAAAAAUGCCACGUACGGCCGAAUUGUGUCUCCUGGCUUUCCUGGAAACUACAGCAAUAACCUGACAUGCCACUGGGUGCUGGAGGCCCCUGAAGGCCACCGACUUCACAUUCACUUUGAGAAGGUGGCUCUGGCGGAGGAUGAUGACAGGCUGCUGAUUAAGAAUGGCAACAACAUAGAUUCCCCCCCUGUGUACGACUCCUAUGAAGUGGAGUACCUGCCAAACGAGGGCGUGCUCAGCACCGGACGUUACCUGUUUGUAGAAUUCACUACAGAUGGGACGAUGACCUCUACUGGCACCGCUAUUAGAUAUGAAGCUUUCGCAAAAGGAAUGUGUUACAAGCCCUUUGUGAAAUACGGCAACUUCAGCAGCAGUGAUUCCACUUACGGUGUGGGUUCAGUGGUUGAAUUUUCAUGCGACCCCGGCUACACUCUGGAACAAGGCUCUGUGGUGAUCGAGUGUGUGGAUGCACAAAGCCCACAGUGGAAUGAAACUGAGCCAGCCUGUAGGGCCGUGUGCAGUGGGGAGAUCACAGACUCUGCUGGCGUGGUGUUGUCUCCUAAUUGGCCUGAGGCAUAUGACAAAGGGCAGGACUGCAUCUGGGGCAUCCAUGUGGAAGAGGACAAGCGGAUCCUGCUUGAUAUCCAAGUUUUCCAUGUGGGGAAGAAUGACCUUCUGACCUUCUAUGAUGGAGAUGACCUGACAGCUAAUAUCCUGGGCCAAUACAGUGGCACACGACCCCACUUCAAACUCUACACUUCAAUGGCUGAUGUCACGAUUCAGUUCCAGUCCGAUCCGGCCACCAACAUCUAUGGCUACAACAACGGCUUUGUGGUCCACUUCUUUGAGGUGCCAAGAAACGACACUUGCUCCGAGCUGCCAGAGAUCACAAACGGCUGGAAGAGCACGUCCCACCCUGAUCUCAUUCAUGGCACUGUGAUCACCUACCAGUGUUACCCUGGAUAUGAGUUGGUGGGCUCAGAGAUCCUCAUGUGCCAGUGGGAUCUUUCUUGGAGUGGUGAUGUGCCGAGAUGUGAGGAGGUUAUGACUUGUCAGGAUCCUGGAAAUGUGGAGCACAGUCAAAAGGUAAUCAUAGGCAGCCGCUUCGCUGUUGGAUCCAAGAUGCAGUUUAUCUGUAAUAAAGGCUACAUCCUGUCGGGCAGCAGCAUCCUCACCUGCUUCAACCGAGACUCAGCCAUCCCCAAGUGGAGUGAGAGGCUGCCAAAGUGUACCCCUGAAAGGUACGAGCCCUGCAGGAACCCCGGUGCUGCUUCCACCAGUGUGCAGAAUGUUGAGAAGGCUUUCUACCAAGCAGGAGAGACUUUGACCUUCUCAUGCCACUCGGGCUAUGAGCUGCAGGGCGAGGCCACCAUUUACUGCGUCCCUGGACAUCCAUCACAGUGGAACAGUACUCCCCCUGCCUGUAGAACUUCAACCCACUAUGUGAAUGAACGCAAGCUGGACGUCAUCAAUGUGAAUUAUGACAUGGAGGGAACCAAUGUUGCCCUCGCUGUCUUCAUUUCAACAGCAGUCAUCUUGGUGGUUGUCCUUGGAAUUUAUGUCUACUUUGCAAAACUCCAAGGGAAGAGUAUCAGAAUGCCAACUUCCUCGCCACCAUACAACAACAUGGCAGAAGAGUCAGCUUUCGACAACCCUGCGUAUGAGAGCGGAGUAAGUACAGAUGUCAUGAGCAUGCGGGAUGUGGAGUCACAAAACACUGCUGUGCUGUCCUGAUUCUCCUCCAUCUGCCCGUCAUCCUGCAUGUCAUCUCAUGUUCCACCAGCAGAGGGAAACCUGCACAUCAUCUUGCAAAGGACUGCAGGUGGCUUCAGUUUGUAGCAAUGGUCUGAACAA
Thalassophryne amazonica is the source of this 3228-nucleotide messenger RNA. Its product is annotated as seizure protein 6 homolog. The transcript is spliced from 16 exons. Gene Ontology annotation, biological process: regulation of dendrite development; synapse maturation. NCBI's taxonomy places the organism in Eukaryota, Metazoa, Chordata, Actinopteri, Batrachoidiformes, Batrachoididae. Gene Ontology annotation, cellular component: endoplasmic reticulum; dendritic shaft; dendritic spine. The record is from RefSeq and is a predicted model, not a curated record. The coding region runs from base 67 to 3108 and encodes 1013 amino acids.